This is a messenger RNA of Prunus armeniaca (apricot), 1104 nucleotides long. Lineage: Eukaryota; Viridiplantae; Streptophyta; Magnoliopsida; Rosales; Rosaceae. The record is from the annotation of a GenBank genome assembly.
AUGAAGCGGAAGGCAGGUCCGCAGAAAGCACAGCACAAAUGGAAGAGGAAGCUGUUCGUUGCGCUUUUGAUGGGCUUUUGCUUCGGGACGUUGGUGUUGCUGAUGCACACUCAGUACAGUCGGAUUAUGACACUCGCUUCGUUGCAUUCUCAGCUCACUCAACCCCCCAAGAUCGCCUUCUUGUUCAUCGCUCGCAAUCGCCUUCCCUUGGACCUGCUUUGGGAUGUUUUCUUUCAGGGAGGGGAGAGUAGGUUUUCAAUUUAUGUUCACUCUAGGCCUGGGUUUCUGUUCAACAAAGCCACCACCAGAUCGGUUUUUUUCUUGAAUCGUCAAGUCAAUGAUAGUAUACAGGUAGAUUGGGGAGAAGCAAGCAUGAUUGAGGCUGAGCGUAUAUUACUGAAGCAUGCACUUGAGGAUCCUCUUAAUCAACGCUUUGCCUUUCUUUCUGAUAGCUGCAUUCCUCUUUACAGUUUCAGCUAUAUAUAUGACUACAUCAUAUCAACAAGAACCAGCUUUGUAGACAGCUUUGCCGAUACGAAAGAGGGCCGCUAUAAUCCCAGAAUGAAUCCUGUUAUUCCUGUUCAUAACUGGAGAAAAGGAUCUCAGUGGGUUGUUUUGACCAGGAAGCAUGCUGAGGUUGUAGUGAAAGACAAUACAGUCUUUCCUAUGUUCCAACAGCAUUGCAAGACAAAGUCGCUACCUGAGUUUUGGCGGGAUCGUCCCAUUCCUGCUGAUACAUCCAAGGAGCACAAUUGUAUACCAGACGAGCAUUAUGUUCAGACAUUACUGGCUCAAGAAGGCCUCGAAGGAGAAAUCACGCGUAGAUCACUGACGCACUCAUCAUGGGAUUUAUCAUCCUCUAAAGACCGUGAACGCCGUGGAUGGCACCCUGUGACUUACAAAUAUUCAGAUGCUACUCAUGUGCUUAUUAAAUCUAUAAAGGAGAUAGAUAAUGUCUACUAUGAGACUGAAUACCGGAGAGAAUGGUGUAGUACCAAGGGCAAACCAUCCAAAUGCUUUCUUUUUGCACGAAAAUUUACCCGGCCUGCUGCUCUCAGGCUUCUUAACACAACUGCACUGGAACUCAAACGGAGCAACGAUUAA